Pocillopora meandrina is the source of this 861-nucleotide messenger RNA. The record is from the annotation of a GenBank genome assembly. Lineage: Eukaryota; Metazoa; Cnidaria; Anthozoa; Scleractinia; Pocilloporidae.
AUGAACCUUAGCUGCUCGGAAGAACGGCGGAGUAGUGGGGCAUCCAUAUUUCUUUCACUGUGGUUCUCCUUGUCUGGUUUGGCAGCAGUGGUGGGAAACGCAACAGUGUUGGGCAUUCUCUACAAGAAGGAGUCUUUACGUACAAUUUCCAAUCGAUUCUUGGCCUCAUUGUCCGUAGCAGACUUUUUCGUUGGGCUUGUUUUGAACCCAAUACUUUUGGCCACGUAUCUGUCGCAGCCUCAAAGUGGACAUGGAAGUAUGACUAAGAUCAUAAAGCCGAUCUUAUGGAUUCACUCUGCUGGCGCCACAUCGUUAAGUUUGUGUUGUGCUUCCGUUGACAGGUUAAUUGCGAUUCGCUUUCCUUACCGCUAUCAAGAAUUUGUAACCAAGACAAGAUGUCAUGUGGUGAUAACUGCGGUGUGGGUGAUCUCACUGUUUCUUCCUUUCUUGAUAUUUAUAAAAGAUGGAGCGGGGUUGUUGUUCUUCGCAGCCAUAACGUAUCUUUUUCCAAUAUUUGUGGUUAUUUUGUCUUAUGCUUUUAUUUUUAAGGCUGCCAGAACACAAGGUAAGAGAAUAAGGGAAGAACGUCAUCACUCCAAUGACGACACACUCCGUGGCGUUGUUAAAAAUUUGAAAGCCAUUAAAACAAUUGGACUCGUUUUUAGUGUUUGUAUCAUAACAUGGAUUCCCUGUUUCAUUCUGACUAUUAUUACUUAUCAUUAUUAUACAACGAAGAAGGAUUGCCUCUUUGAGAAACUGCUUUCAUUAGCAUGGCCGUGGGUUCAGGCAACUGCGCUAACUUCAUCAGCUAUCAACCCAUUAAUAUACUACUUCAGAAAUGGCGAAUUUCGACAAGCUUUU